Molecule: messenger RNA, 5712 nt
Organism: Dreissena polymorpha
Lineage: Eukaryota; Metazoa; Mollusca; Bivalvia; Myida; Dreissenidae
Product: eukaryotic translation initiation factor 4H-like
Exons: 11
Coding region: 111-1493 (460 amino acids)
Molecular function (GO): RNA binding
Source: RefSeq, a predicted model, not a curated record
CUUCUUUUACUGUUACGUAGUGAAAGGGGAAGGAACUCCAGACAACUGUUAUAUCAGCGUAAUCACCAACCUAACCUCCAAUUUACCACAUCUGGCCAAGUUGAACUAACAUGGCCGAUUUUGAUAAUCAAGGUGGUAACGGCGGUGGAAAUUACGGCGGUGGUGGUUUCCAUGGUGAGUCAAAAGGCGGUUACCCCGGGGCUGUACAACGUGGCAGGGGAGGUGGUGGCAGGACACCACUGCCCACAGAGCCCCCCUAUACCUGCUAUGUGGGCAACCUACCCCAGGGCAUAGUACAAGGAGACCUGGAGCUCAUUUUUAAAGAUCAGAGAGUUAGAAAUGUUCGACUUGUACGAGACAUGGAAACAGAUCAGUUUAAAGGAUUUGCUUACGUAGAAUUUGAAGAUAUUGAAUCAUUGAAAGAGGCUCUUACCUAUGAUGAUGCUUUGUUUGAAGACAAGAACAUUCGUGUUGAUGUUGUGGAGAGGAGGAGAGGGCCGGCAGGGCGGGGCGGAGGUCGAGGGGGGCGUGGUGGCGGUUGGGAGGAUACAAUACAAUAUUGUCAAUACAGUGGUGGUUUCCAUGGUGAGUCAAGAGGCGGUUACCGCGGGGGUGGACAAGGUGGCAGGGGAGGUGGUGGUGGUGGCAGGAAACCACUGCCCACAGAGCCCCCCUAUACCUGCUAUGUGGGCAGCCUACCCCAGGGCAUAGUACAAGGAGACCUGGAGCUCAUUUUUAAAGAUCAGAGAGUUAGAAAUGUUCGACUUGUACGAGACAAGGAAACAGAUCAGUUUAAAGGAUUUGCUUACGUAGAAUUUGAAGAUAUUGAAUCAUUGAAAGAGGCUCUUACCUAUGAUGGUGCUUUGUUUGAAGACAAGAACAUUCGUGUUGAUGUUGCGGAGGGGAAGAGAGGGCCGGCAGGGCGGGGCGGAGGUCGAGGGGGGCGUGGUGGCGGUUGGGAGGACAGGGGAGGUUAUCGAGGUGGACGUGGUGGAAGAGGUCGUGGUGGCUUUGAUAACUAUGGGGGAGGCAGGGGGGGUUUUAACGACAACCGAGGCGGAGGUUUCAACGACUACCGAGGGGGUGGUUUCAACGACCACAGAGGGGGAGGGGUGUCCAGGGGCGGAUUUGAGAACUACAGCGACAGGGGAGAUGACUACAACCACUUUGGAAGAGGGGGCCGUGGAGGCAGAGGAAGGGGCAGCUUUGACAGGGAGCAGGAUGGUGGCAAUAAUUUCAACAGGAGACGGCAAAACAGUGGUGGACAACCAGCUUCAGAUCUCAGAGAACUAUCACCUGAGUCUGCAGCAGCUAGACCCAGGUUGCAGCUGUUACCCAGAUCUGUAAGGGAGCCCACAAAUGACAGUGUGAAUACUCAAAGGAAUGCCAGUAUUUUUGGAACGGGCAAGCCACGAGACAAAUCACCCGAGGAUGAGACCGCAGAGGCAAGGAGUAGAACCGUUAGUGAGAACAGCCAUCACAGUCAGAACUGAACUGGACAUUGCGGCCAUCUUUGUUGUUCUUACUAUUGGUUACAGAGUGAUGAUAAAGUUUACAAGAGAUUUGAGGCUGUUGAGACAGGGCAGCCAUCAGAGCUCUGCAGGCAGUCGGUGUGGCGCCACACGCAGUGUAUCCCAUCAAGCCUCCUAUGUGACCACUGGUGACCAUUGAAAAGAGAUGGCUACGAUGUACACAAACUUUGUCAGUGGUCAUUUUUUGAAAGACAAAAGAAUCUCUUCCAUAAUUGGAAGUAGCAGUAAUUACAUUAAACAAGUGGCCCUUGCUCUGGAUCAAAUGGGGUUUAAUGCAUGUGCAUAGAGUGACGUUAUAGAUUCGCAUGUGCAGUCUGCCUGUAGGCAGGGACAAGACUUCCUGCCUACACAGGAUUUUUGUAGAGACUUCCUUUAAACGAAAAAUAUCAUUAAGUGGAAAGUAUUUUCCUUGAUUCGCUGCUGCAGACUAUACAGGCUUAUCUGGUAAGACACUUUCAGCACAUGCUUCAAGGCCCGUUUCCCAGAGUGCAACUUAAUUGCAGUAUUUUUGGUUUAUUUAAACAGCUGCUUGUAUAAAAGACAUGAAGAAAUUUAACGCACUUUUAUUUUUAGCAAACAUAUUUAUAAACAUUUCACAUGGUGUAAGUUUCUGUCAAAUUUAACAUGAAAGAGAAAUCAUUUCUCUAGUGACCGUAGUAAAACUUCAGGGUGUUAACAAUGUAUUGCAAUUUUUCAUUUGUAUGUACCAUGAUGUUGUUGUGAUUGUUAUGUACAUAUAUAAAAAUCUGCAGGUGUCUUGUUAUUUUUAGUGUGUGAUGACCUGUAGGUUAUACAUUAAAUCAUAUUUUGUCUGCUAAUCUGUGUGUAAGUAACUUAAAAUAUUGAUUUGAUUGUAACAUAAUGACGAUGGUGACAAUAAUAAUUAAUUGUUUGUUCUUCAUUUACGUAAAAAUACUCUACUCACAUGGGUAGAACUAGUAUGAAUUUAGUUUAAUCAUUAAUUUCUGAAGUACCAAACUGAAUAUGUACAGAGCACUCCAAACAUGUACAUGAUUUUUUUUCAGUAGUUCUCAAGGUAUGUGUUCAAAUAUUCAUUAAAAAAAACACAUUCAAAUAAGCUUUAAUAGAGAUUACCAGUAUUUUGAGACACUUGUUCACAUUAGUAGGUAACUUCUUCUUACCAUAUAUGCAUUGUGAAAGUUCAUGUUAGAUAAAAUGUCACAUGAGCACUUUGUGCUAAUGGCAAGCUUACAGAAUACUAUGAUGUCUGUAGUCCGUCAGUUAUUGAAUAUAUAAACUUGUGUUGUUGUCCUUAUAUUCAUAUAGAGAACACUGGGAAAAAGCUUCGUUUCUGACACCACAAACCCCAUAGAUUUCGUUUUCAGCAUGUAGCAUCAUAAUGUGAUUUUUUACCAAGUUUGUUGUAUGUCCCCCACCACUAUAGCGGUGGGGGAUAUAGUGGUGGGGGACAUAUUGUUUUUGCCCUGUCUGUUGGUUGGUUGGUUUGUGUGUUUGUUUGCUCCAACUUUAACAUUUGCCAUAACUUUUGCAAUAUUGAAGAUAGCAACUUCAUAUUUGGCAUGCAUGUGUAUCUCAUGGAGCUGCACAUUUUGAGUGGUGAAAAGUCAAGGUCAUCCUUCAAGGUCAAAGGUCAAAUAUAUGGGGUAAAUUUUUUUAUUUAAUGUACACUUUUGCAAUAUUGAAGAUAGCAACUAUAUAUUUAGCAUGCAUGUGUAUCUCAUGGAGCUGCACAUUUUGAGUGGUGAAAGGUCAAGGUCAUCCUUCAAGGUCAAAGGUCAAAUAUAUGGGGACAUAGUGUUUCACAAACACAUCGCUUGUUCAAUUUUUUUUCACACAGUCUCUCUGCAAUAGUUUGUAUGUUUCUAUGACUUUGUUUCUCUUUUUCAAAAUGUUCAUGUUAACGUACCACAUUUUGUUUUACAAAUUCCCAUGCAUUAAUAGUUGUUCAUAUUUAAUUUCUAGUCGCAGACAUUUUGUGCUAUACAUUUUGUAUAACCAUUGCUAUUAUACAAUAUCUUGUAACUACAGUGUCUGUUAGCAUUCAUACAAGUUUAUUUGAGAAUAUGUUCUUCAAAUCUAGCUAUUUCAAUAAAAAAUGUUUUUAAUCUUAGAUGAUCUGUUUAUGUGUGAGGCAAAAUGUUCUUGACACUUUAUUUAAAAAAAUAAGGGAUGGGAACACAUUCAUGAAAACACAUAUAACAGUUUAUGCUUCACAAACAGAUGUUGUAAUAAUUCGCAUACAGGAGGGUAUUUGUGUCUGGCUAGUAAGUUGCUUGUCAGUUUGUAAGGGUGUAAAUGUACAAUGUUUAAUAUUUUGUCCAAUUUAAUUUACAAGUUAGUACAUCAGUAUGUAAAAUGGGAUAGCAAAUCCACCGUCUUGUGUAGAAUAAUGUUAGAAGCAUUUUUCAGUUUAUGAUAUUAAUAUUAUUACUUUAAAUGAAAUUACCAGUUAACUAUAAUAAAUGAAAACAAUAACAACUUCUCCAACAAUGAUUAUGUUGAGAUAAUGAUUGAUUUAUCUCCCUUCUUCCUAGAUUGAUAUAAGAUACUGCCAAUAUUGGUAUUUGUGAUGAUCAAGAACAUUUCUAUUUUUAGGAGGUUGGACACUUUUAUUUGUUUAUAAUUUGAGAAUUUAAAUAAUGGAAAACUCAGAAAACUCAGAUAUGAAUAUGAUUGAAGGCCUUGUUCCAAUCUGUAGUCAACAUUAAUAAACCUACCUUUCAUAGUACUAUUAUGCCCCCCUUGGAAGAAAAGGGGGUAUAUUGCUUUGCUCAUGUCGGUCGGUCUGUCGGUCUGUCCGUCCACCAGGUGGUUGUCAGACGAUAACUCAAGAACGCUUAGGCCUAGGAUCAUGAAACUUCAUAGGUACAUUGAUCAUGACUCACAGAUGACCCCUAUUGAUUUUGAGGUCACUAGGUCAAAGGUCAAGGUCACUGUGACCCGAAAUAGUAAAAUGGUUUCCGGAUGAUAAUUCAAGAACGCUUAUGCCUAGGAUCAUGAAACUUCAUAGGUAGAUUGAUCAUGACUAGCAGAUGACCCCUAUUGAUUUUCAGGUCACUAGGUCAAAGGUCAAGGUCACGGUGACCCGAAAUAGUAAAAUGGUUUCGGGAUGAUAAUUCAAGAACCCUUAUGCCUAGGAUCAUGAAACUUCAUAGGUAGAUUGAUCAUGACUAGCAGAUGACCCCUAUUGAUUUUUAGGUCACUAGGUCAAAGGUCAAGGUCACGGUGACCCGAAAUAGUAAAAUGGUUUCCGGAUGAUAACUCAAGAAAGCGUAUGGCUAGGAUCAUGAAACUUCAUAGGUACAUUGAUCAUGACUCGCAAAUGACCCCUAUUGAUUUUCAGGUCACUAGUUUGCUUUUACAUUUUUUCCCUGAUAUUACAUGCAUAUCAUUAUGAUUCCAUGACAUGACCCCUAGCCAUGCACCUGACAGUCAAUCAGAUGGUUAAUCUAUCAUUAAAACAUUUAAUUUCCACACAAUAUAUUGAGAAGUCUUUUACUUAUUAGCGGCCUAAUUGGUAUACCGGUAACUGUUCUUUUGGCUGGAAAGUAAGAUACUGAUUUACUUUUUAUGUCAAUAAUUUUAAGGUCAAAGUAACAUGGGAAAUUUGUGUCCACAUAAUAUACGUAACUUAUUCUCAUCCAAAUUGGCAUGCUUUUAAUUUUAGAGAAAAGAAAGAAGCCUUUCAAUUUUCGUCACUUCAACAGCCUUAAAAGGCAAAUGUUGAACUGAAGUAUGAAUGGAGAUGUAUCAGAUGAAUGGAGCUGUACCUGUACAAGCAUACUAGCUUGAGUAUUAGUAAGAGUGACCAUUAAGAUGACCUGUGUUCCUGUACUUUACUUACUACUUGUAAAUACUACCCACCACGAAGGCAUUUCUAUUUUUGAGUUUAUGUCUUGUCUUUUUAUUUUAUCAUAGUAUACAUGACUUGAUGGAUGAAAUCAUUUGCAAAUGUUUGCACCGUUAAUCAUAGUGUAUGGCAUUGUCAUAGAUUAAUGGGAGUAGAAGUCUAUGGAAUAUGUUUUAAUAUAUUUUUAUGAAAGUUCAUUCUUGAAAUUACGCUAGAAUCUUAAAAUGUAACCACUCCCAUGCAGAUAUGAUUUUGUGUUUCUAGUUUUUGUUUUAUGUAAACCUUAUUGCAUAAAUGGCUUAGAAAUAUGAAGAUUGCCUUGCAUAAAAGACUUUGAUGUCAAAAGAU